AUACCGAAUCAAACAGCCAGUCAUGAAGGGUUCACCAGCAUUCAGAGCCUUGAUCGAAGAGUUCGCUGCAACGACCCCUCUCCGUCAGCCCAUAGGACGGAAAUCAAACCUCUACGAAGUAUUGAAGCGCUUCCCAGAACUUGGAAAGGGUGUGAAAGUGGCACCUCUUCAGUGGGUGGACAAGGGCCUCAAGGAUUGCUAUUAUUUGGUUACGAGGGCUGAACUGAAACCCCGACGAAUCCAUCACGGUCAUGCAUGGGGUGUGAGAUUCUGGAAGGGGCGGCCUGUGGAGAAGGAAACCCAGAUCAAGGGUGAUCUGAGGUGGAACUGGACUACGGUGUAAGCGGAACAGCGGAACGGCAGCUGGUCUCCUGACGGACAGUUUUCCCAUCUUUAUCUUGGUUUAUGGCGUUGUGUGCAUUUGCUUCUCUGUUGUUCUGCCUAGCUUUAUCACGCAAAACAGUUCUUCUUAUCAGACCGUCUACAUAUAGAGUGACGGGGC
Saitoella complicata NRRL Y-17804 is the source of this 502-nucleotide messenger RNA. RefSeq lists its product as uncharacterized. The record is from RefSeq and is a predicted model, not a curated record. Bases 23 to 343 code for a protein of 106 amino acids. Gene Ontology annotation, cellular component: mitochondrion. Lineage: Eukaryota; Fungi; Ascomycota; Saitoellomycetes; Saitoellales; Saitoellaceae. The transcript is spliced from 3 exons. Gene Ontology annotation, molecular function: structural constituent of ribosome.